UGAACACCACUAUUUUGUAUAUAAUAAUACAACACAGCAAGUGAGUACGAGUAGAAGACUAAUCUAAUAUAGUUAUAGACCAUGUUUGCUCUGCCCUCUGCCUCCCGGGCCAUCGCUGGUCGUAUGGCUGUUUCAGCGCGUGUCCCCGCUUUGGGAACUAUGCAUGUGCGUAACCUGAACUUGCACGAAUACCAGUCACAGAACCUGAUGAAGGACUGGGGUGUAUCAGUGCCUAAGUCUGUUGUUGUCGAGAACGUCGACGAUGUGCUGAACGCCUGCAAGCAGAUUGGAACUCCUAAGAUGGUUAUAAAGACUCAGGUACAUGCCGGAGGACGUGGAAAGGGAACACUCAGCAGUGGACUGCAGGGCGGUGUGCACGUCAUCGACAGUGCUGACAGAGCACAAGAACUGGCCAAGCAAAUGUUGGGCUAUAAAUUGAAGACCAAGCAGACACAAGGUGACGGUGUUAUGGUAAACAAGCUCAUGAUCGCUGAGGGUGUUGAUGUGGUAGCCGAGUGCUACUUCGCCAUCCUUCUAGAUCGUGCCACCAACGGACCAGUCAUGGUUGCCAGUGCCGAGGGAGGCAUGGACAUCGAGGAGGUUGCACACUCGCGCCCCGAUGCUAUCUUCAAGGAGUUCAUCGACAUCAACCAUGGCCCCACUGAUGCGCAAUUGGAGAACUUGGCGAAAGGUCUUAACUUCGAGGGCGAUUCCAAGACUCAGUCCAAGGAAGUCAUGAACAACUUGUACAAGAUGUUCAUCGGUGUCGACUCCACCCAAGUAGAGAUCAACCCCAUGUGCAAGCUGUCUGACGGCCGUGUGAUGUGUGUCGAUGCAAAGAUUGGCUUUGACGACAAUGCUGAGUUCCGACAGGCUGAUAUUUUCGCACAGAGAGACACCGCUGAGGAAGAUCCCCGUGAAGUUGAGGCCAGUAAGUAUGACUUGAACUUCGUCGGAAUGGACGGAAACAUCGGAUGCAUGGUCAACGGCGCAGGACUUGCUAUGGCCACUAUGGAUAUCAUCCAGUUACACGGAGGAAAGCCCGCCAAUUUCUUGGACUUGGGAGGUGGUGUCACUGAAUCCUCUGUUGGACAGGCCUUCAAGAUUUUGACUGCUGACCCUAAGGUCAAGGGCAUUCUUGUCAACAUCUUCGGUGGAAUUGUCGAUUGUGGCUUAGUCGCCCGUGGUAUCAUCGCGGCUGCGAAUAACCUGGGCAUCAACAUCCCCAUUACCAUCCGACUGAAGGGUACCAACGAGGAAGAGGCUCAAAAAUUGAUUUCCAACUGUGGACUCAAGCUAACCAUGCUAGAGGAUCUCGAUGAAGCCGCCAUCAAUGCUGUCAAGUCUGCAUAAUUAGACGUGAAAUGUAGCAGUGUUCUUGUGUCAUUAAAUGCCAAACACUUGUAUAAUAAAUAGUAGACGGCAUAUUUAGCCACAUUUUCUAAUUAUAGCAGCGCUGCGGAUGAUCUAUAGUCGAAGGAUGCUUCGUAAGUUGUACACAUAAAUAUAAAUAUACAUACGGUUGUAUAAUAGAAACAGA
Sphaeroforma arctica JP610 is the source of this 1540-nucleotide messenger RNA. RefSeq names its product succinyl-CoA ligase [GDP-forming] subunit beta, mitochondrial. Lineage: Eukaryota; Ichthyosporea; Ichthyophonida. The record is from RefSeq and is a predicted model, not a curated record. The transcript has 9 exons. Gene Ontology annotation, cellular component: mitochondrion; succinate-CoA ligase complex. Gene Ontology annotation, molecular function: succinate-CoA ligase (GDP-forming) activity; metal ion binding; ATP binding. Gene Ontology annotation, biological process: succinyl-CoA metabolic process; tricarboxylic acid cycle. The coding region runs from base 82 to 1353 and encodes 423 amino acids.